Molecule: messenger RNA, 405 nt
Organism: Vicia faba (fava bean)
Lineage: Eukaryota; Viridiplantae; Streptophyta; Magnoliopsida; Fabales; Fabaceae
Source: the annotation of a GenBank genome assembly
AUGCGUGUUACAGUGGAUCUAGGGUUUUAUUCUCUGCUCUUCGUUGUUUUAGUUUGUGUGGUUUUUCCGGUGAUUGGUUUGGUUGUACGUUAUACGUGGCGGCGGUCGGAGGAGAGGGCGGGGGAGAUUAAGAGGCUGUUGAUUCUCGCGGCGGAGGAGUCUGCUAGAGCGGAGCGUGAGGCGGCAGCUUCGUAUCAUUACGAUGAUGCCAAUUCCAAUUCGUAUCAGUACGUUGCUGCAAAUUCCAAUUCGUAUCAGUACGUUGCCUGCAAAUUCGUAUCCAAACGCAGUCAAUGUGUAGUGUGUUUCUCUCCCACCACUAACCGAUGUGCAAGGUGCAAAAGCUGUUUAUUAUUGGUGUUGUUUUUGUGGAGUCUUGGUUUGAAUUCCUCUGGCCCCUUUUAG